AUCGUCGGUUGGGAGUCAAAAGGUCGUAACUCCGAUAUUUUUGGAAAAUGACCUUUUGAUUUAUAUAGUUUUGUAAAGUGAUGCCCGAUUUUAUGUUUAAUUGUUGUAACUCUAGGCCAAUCAGUUUUUUCAGUACAGGCACAUGACGAAAUGUCGUAUUACAAUUGGUCUAUUUUUUUCCCGGUCAAAACAUCGUAUCUCAAAAUUUUCUGAAGAGCGCAAACAUUUGGAUGGAAAGGUAUGCUUUUUAUCAUUAUAUUAAACUGUUAUUAGUACAUAAGCUGUGUUAAGGUGCUUUAGUCAUUAAAUGCUCUUCGUAUGUCACAGUCAUGUGCAAAUAAAUAUGAAUUAAUUGCUACUGGCUUUGGGAUGCUAAUGUGAGUGGGAUAUUUUUCAAUUUCUGAAAUGCAUUCAUUUCACCACAGACAUUUUGAAGGAAUAUUUCACAACACACCAUACUAAGUCUUUAAAUAUGCUUGCUAUUCACAUUUGUAUAUUGACGUUUACCUAUAAAAAUGAAAUUUAAAAUCAAAACAUGAGAUACAACAUUUUGCACUGUUAUUGUUUUUUUGCUAAAAUCGAGAUACGACUUUUUGUCGCUAUAUAGAUAUUUGAUGUAUUAUUUCUGAGACAAUUUAAAAGACAAAAUAAUAUCUAUUGCACAUUUAUCUUUUUCAGGGAUGUCUUACUCCGGUGAAAGUGACACGGAAUCAGUAUCAGAGACGAAUAUUCAAUCUUACAAGUGCCACGUUUGUCAGUACAAACCCGAUUUCAAUAGCUUAAUAUUUUUACUUCAGCAAAUUGUUAAUGUAGGACCAUUUUUACUUACAUUACCAGACGGUACGUUCUACGUUAGAUGUCUCUUUGAAGAAUGUUCAAGAUACUAUCAUAUACAUUGCAUUCACCCAACAUUUCCUGACGAACACUUAAAUCAGUCUCACUUUGAGGAUUUGAGAGAAAACGGCAUCCAUUGCCCUAAGUGCGAGCCAGGUAGAAGUGCAACAAACUUUUAAGAUGGCGUUGUCUAGAGGUAAACUAUUACUUCAGUUAUCCUUACAGAAACAAUCUAAAAGAAGUGAAUUAACUGACGAUAAUAACAAUUUCAGUGACUACACAAUAAAUGAUGCAGAAUGCAUAGAUUCUUCCAAAGACUGUACUCAACUACCUGCUGAUUUUGAAGUAGAAAAUGUUGCUGAUAAGAGUGAAUUGAAAGCCGAUAAUAAUAAUAUUGAUGCAGAAUGUAAGGAUUCAGCUGAAAAUUGUAGACAAUUACCUGCUCAAGAUGCAAACGUAGAAAAUGUUGGCAAAGUGAUUAAUCAAGGUUUAAGUGUUUUGAGUAGUUUUGAAUAUGCCGAUUCUCAAUUACAAGAUGUUAGCGAGCUCAUAGCCACUGAAUUGGAGGAGGAGAAAUUCUAUGAUUUUGAUGAUACGUUAUAUGACCCUGACUAUGAGCUGCAACGGGACUCGGGUGAUUCGUCUUCUGAUAACAGUGAUGUCAUAGAUCACGAGGAAGUUGUUGAAACCAAUACAAAUGUUGAAACCGAUGUAAAUGCACCACAGAAACGAGCAAAGAAGAAACCAGAAUGUAAAAGGAAAACUGCAAAACGUCUCCGCAUGGAAGGAGAAAAAUACAAAGGUCUGAAAAAGGUUGACGGCAAAUGGGGUCUUCAGGAGGAAAAACCAGAACGCAUUCUGACACAAAGCAAUUGUUCCAAGCGAUGUAAAAAACCAGGCGUUAAACAAUGUGCUAAGAUUACAGAAAAUAACAGAAAAAUCAUAUUCUCAAAUUUUUGGAAAAACAUGACGUGGGAUGGAAGAAAAGUUUAUGUAAACUCACUUGUAGGGUCAGAAGCGGUCAAUGUAAAAACUGUAGAAAACAGUAGAAGAAGUCAGAGCUUUAGGUAUUUUCUACUAGUAGAUGGCGAGAGGGUGCGCGUCUGCAAAAAUAUGUUUCUAUCGACGCUUGGAAUUGGCGAGAGAACAGUCUAUGGAUGGGUAAACAACUCAACUUCUGGUAUUCCUGAGAAAUCGACAUCAUCAGAGGGACGCAAGCGAGCUCAAGCUGAAAGGCAUAGUGCUUUGAGAGAAAGUGUUCGUAACUUUCUCUUAUCGCUGCCGAAAAUGGAAUCUCAUUAUUGCCGGUCAUCUAUAGUACUAAGCGGUAUCUUGAGCCAGUAUUCGAUACGUUUAGUGCCUUGUAUAAUGAAUAUAAAAGACAAUGUGUUGACAAAAUAGCCAGUAGACGCCUUGU
Ruditapes philippinarum (Manila clam) is the source of this 2251-nucleotide messenger RNA. RefSeq lists its product as uncharacterized. Lineage: Eukaryota; Metazoa; Mollusca; Bivalvia; Venerida; Veneridae. The record is from RefSeq and is a predicted model, not a curated record. Bases 1015 to 2235 code for a protein of 406 amino acids. The transcript has 2 exons.